This is a messenger RNA of Brettanomyces bruxellensis, 1515 nucleotides long. RefSeq lists its product as uncharacterized. The record is from RefSeq and is a predicted model, not a curated record. Gene Ontology annotation, cellular component: cytosol. The transcript has a single exon. The coding region runs from base 1 to 1515 and encodes 504 amino acids. Gene Ontology annotation, molecular function: NADP binding; glucose-6-phosphate dehydrogenase activity. Gene Ontology annotation, biological process: pentose-phosphate shunt, oxidative branch; glucose metabolic process. NCBI's taxonomy places the organism in Eukaryota, Fungi, Ascomycota, Pichiomycetes, Pichiales, Pichiaceae.
AUGACAGCAAUUCCAUUCAAAGAAAAUACAGUGAUCGUGGUGUUUGGAGCAUCAGGCGACUUGGCCAGAAAAAAGACAUUUCCAGCCCUCUUUGGGCUUUUUAGAGAAGGAUAUCUGUCUGACACAACCCGGAUUAUCGGGUAUGCAAGGACAAAAAUGACAGUUGAGGAGUUCCACAGCAGGAUAAAGGAGCAUUUCGACAUUCGAGACGGAGCGCAAGACCUAGUGGGGCGUUUUUUGGACAUGUGCACGUACGAAAGUGCCCAGUACGACCAGCCUGAAGGAUACAAGAAGUUGACGGUAGGCAUCGAGGAGUUCGAGGCGUCGAGAUGCGUCGAUCGACCUCACCGACUCUUCUACUUGGCUCUCCCGCCUGCAGUUUUCAUCCCUGUGGCCGAAAGAGUGCGGAAAUACUGCCAUCCGGGGAAAAAGGGGGUUGCAAGGUUGAUUGUGGAGAAGCCGUUUGGCCGAGACCUCGCGACAGCACGCGAGUUGCAGGAAAAGUUGGCUCCACUUUGGAAAGAAGACGAGCUUUUCCGGAUAGAUCACUACUUGGGCAAGGAGAUGGUGAAGAACUUGAUCCCGCUUCGUUUUGCCAACUCGUUUCUUCAUGCUUGCUGGAAUAACCAGUACAUCAGCAGCAUCCAGAUCGAGUUCAAGGAGCCGUUCGGCACAGAGGGCCGGGGAGGAUAUUUUGACAACAUAGGGAUUAUUCGGGACGUGAUCCAGAACCACUUGCUUCAGGUUUUGACGCUUUUGGCCAUGGAAAGGCCUAUUUCCGGCGAUGCCGAGUCCAUCCGGAACGAGAAGGUGCAUCUUCUGCGUGCAAUAAAGCCGUUGAACAAGGAAAAUGUGCUUGUUGGCCAGUAUGCGAGGUCCGAGGACGGGAAAAAGCCCGGAUACCUCGAUGAUAAAACCGUUCAGCCCGGUUCUAAGUGCAUUACGUACGCAGCACUGACUUUGGAGAUAUGCAAUGAGAGGUGGGAGGGUGUUCCGGUGAUUCUCCGGGCUGGAAAAGCACUAAAUGAGGGAAAAGUCGAGAUCCGGGUCCAGUUUAAGGAGACGAAAAACGGCAUUUUUUCGCACGUGAGCCGGAACGAGCUCGUGAUUCGUGUGCAGCCAAACGAGGCCAUGUACAUGAAGAUGAACACCAAGAUUCCAGGUGUUUCCAACCGCAUGGUCGUCAGUGACUUGGACUUGACAUACAGCCAGCGGUACAACAAGUUCUACAUUCCACAGGCCUACGAGUCCUUGAUUCGUGAUGCGUUGAACGACAACCACUCCAAUUUCGUCCGUGAUGACGAGUUGGACAUCUCCUGGUCUCUUUUCACGCCUCUUUUGGAGUAUCUCGAGGGUCCUGAUGGUCCUGACCCUGUUCCUUAUCCUUACGGCUCCAGAGGACCUCCCCAGUUGAACGAUUACUUGGCUAAAAACGGCUACGUCUACCAGGGACGUGCUGGCGGCUACCAGUGGCCCGUUACCACACCCGAGGGGGCUCAUAGGAGUAAGAUGUGA